This is a messenger RNA of Triticum dicoccoides, 942 nucleotides long. Its product is annotated as Bowman-Birk type trypsin inhibitor-like. The record is from RefSeq and is a predicted model, not a curated record. Gene Ontology annotation, cellular component: extracellular region. Bases 38 to 589 code for a protein of 183 amino acids. The transcript has 2 exons. Lineage: Eukaryota; Viridiplantae; Streptophyta; Magnoliopsida; Poales; Poaceae. Gene Ontology annotation, molecular function: serine-type endopeptidase inhibitor activity.
AAUUCCAAACGCACAAGCAAGCUCAGUAAGCAACGCCAUGGGGAUGAAGCGAUGCAUCCUUCCCAGCAUCCUGCUGAUGCUUUCACUGGAGGCAGCCCUCCUCGUCGCCGGCCGCCCCUCUGUCGACGGCGAGGUGGGUGCCAUUCUCCUGCCGAGCCAAGGCCAAGUUGCAGACCAGCAAGCAGCCAUGGCGGCGCCGAAGAGGCCGUGGAAGUGCUGCGACCGCGCGCGGUGCACCAGGUCCAUCCCGCCGAUCUGCACCUGCGUGGACGAGGCGUUCGAGUGCGCCUCCACCUGCAAGGCAUGCGUGCCGUCGACGCGGAACCCGUCCCUCCAGGUCUGCGAGGAUCAGUACGUCGGCGACCCCGGGCCCAUCUGCCGGCCGUGGGAGUGCUGCGACUCGGCCGCGUGCACCAAGACAGACCCGCCGACGUGCCGCUGCGGGGACGAGGUCGAGCGGUGCGCUCCGACCUGCAAGACCUGCGAGCCGUCCACGUCGGACCCAUCCCUCAACGUCUGCAGGGACGCGUACACCGGGGCCAUCCCGCCCACAUGCACGCCAGAGGCGGUUGCCGCCGGCGGUAACUAGCACGCGCGUCGUCUCUACUCCUGCCUUGCUGCUGCAGCAGCCUGCACUUUGUGACUAUAUAAAAUAAAAUUUGGAUAAGCAACCAUGAAUACGCCAGCAGGUGUUAUUUAUAAUCUUCUUAAUAACUAAAUGGUGCUCGUUUCUUACGUUUCAUCAUGAAACUUUCAUGCAGUUUCGCAAAAGUUCUAUUUCCAAAAGAUAAACUGAACUAGAGAAAGGUCACGGCGUGCAUGUCCCGGUUGCGGUAGCUCGAGAGGCGAAUGGCGCCCAUGCCAUCGGCGGCGAAGUGGGCUGCCUCGAGGAUGAUGGCACCUCUCAGAGCAACUUCAAUGAAGCGACCUAUUUUAUUUGUC